GGUAGUUUAUGGUGCAGCAGCGACACUUUGUGGCCAAAUGUGGAAUUGUAUCCUUAAAAAAAAGGGGGGUUGCAAUAAACCCAAAUCACCGUCAGGGGUCACUGUGGCGCCGCUCUGAAUGUCAGGGGCAGCGAGAGUCGACCAAAGACCAAAGAAUUUCUGCUCCAGCUGAUUCGGUCGCCAUCUUUGUCGUGAACAUAAACAACCCAGACAGAGGCUCGUUGGCGUUGAAGUGUCCGAUUGCCGGUUUUUGGGGGGGAGGAAGCGACGGGGGUUUAUUUGUUCUCCGCCGCGAGGCUUUUUGUUUUCCGGUGAGGAUGACAGUUGAUGUGGUGACCUGAGCCACCGUGACAGGUAAGCUAGCGAAUCCCCUUUCUGGUACUGUACACUGUUGUUGUGGUCACCGUCGUGAUGUCAUGACAACAGCGCAGCUGGCAUGUAUAUUCUGAAUAAUCUCGGGGUGUUUCUAUCUUCGUAUGUGUUUGGUUUUUUGUGCGGAUAGUAAGCUAACGCAUUACGGCCCCAAACACGGAGACGUCCAGCUGCUCGGGCCGCUUGGUUGUAAACUGACAGAUCCUUUUGUGCAGAUAUGGGGGCCCUGCGUGGAUUUACUCACCGGGAGGAGCCGCAGGUGUAAAAAGGGGGGCGGGGAGGGCGUGGAGACAUGGACCAAGAGUAUGAGAGGAGGCUCCUGAGGCAGAUCAACCACCAGAACCUCCCGAGCAAGGCCUGCCUGACCAAGAGCCUCAGUGCUGCCUGCAGUCCUGUCAGCGUGAAGUCAGGCGAUCGCUUCAUCCCCACUCGAGCUGGAAGCAACUGGAGCAUCAACUUCCACUAUGCCAACGAAAACUGCCGCUCUCCAUCUCAGAACUACAAAGCGAAGGAUGCCGGUUCAGAUUCGGGCAAAGAUGCUGUGGCGUAUGCUGCCCUGCUGAGGAACGAGUUGCUGGGGGCGGGAAUCGACUCGGUGCCAGACCCCCACGGAGAUGACAGGCGGCACGCCGUCCUCACUCAAGACUCCCGCGGCCUUUUUAGGUACACUGUCCACACUAAGAGAGUGCCUUUUGAUAGCGAUAACGAAGUCUCCCCGUACUCCCUUUCUCCUCUUAGCAACAAAAGUCACAAGCUGCUCCGUUCCCCCCGCAAACCUGCACGGAAGAUCUCCAAGAUCCCCUUCAAAGUGCUGGACGCCCCGGAGCUGCAGGACGACUUCUACCUCAACCUGGUGGACUGGUCGGCGGGGAACCUGCUGAGCGUGGGGCUGGGAGCCUGCGUCUACCUGUGGAGCGCCUGCACCAGUCAGGUGACGAGGCUGUGCGACCUCUCAGUGGACGGAGACUCUGUUACGUCUGUUUGCUGGAACGAGAGGGGAAGUCUGGUGUCGGUGGGAACUCAUAAGGGUUACGUUCAGAUCUGGGAUGCAGCGGGAGGAAGGAAGCUGACCAGUUUGGAGGGUCAUUCUGCGCGAGUCGGUGCUCUGGCGUGGAACGGAGAACAGCUGUCGUCUGGUAGUCGGGACCGAGUCAUCCUGCAGCGGGACGUCCGGACGCCCCCCUCUGCAGAGAGGAGGCUGCAGGGUCACAGGCAGGAAGUGUGCGGCCUCAAGUGGUCACCUGACCACCAGCACCUGGCCUCCGGAGGCAACGACAACAAGUUACUAGUGUGGAACAGCUCCAGCCUUCUGCCCGUGCAGCAGUACAGCGACCACCUGGCUGCCGUCAAAGCCAUCGCCUGGUCUCCUCACCAGCACGGGCUGCUGGCGUCAGGCGGGGGCACGGCCGACCGCUGCCUGCGCUUCUGGAACACGCUGACGGGUCAGGCGUUGCAGAGCACAGACACGGGGUCUCAGGUGUGCAACCUGGCCUGGUCCAAACACGCCAACGAACUGGUGAGCACUCACGGCUACUCUCAGAACCAGAUUCUGGUGUGGAAGUAUCCGUCACUCACACAGGUGGCUAAGCUGACCGGACACUCUUACAGAGUCCUCUACCUGGCUGUGUCUCCAGACGGAGAAGCCAUCGUUACUGGAGCCGGAGACGAGACUCUGCGUUUCUGGAACGUCUUCAGCAAAACGCGCUGCACUAAGGAAUCAAAGUCUGUUCUGAAUCUCUUCACCAGAAUCCGGUAGUGGACGUCCGGAACGAGGAGCGCCGGUCUCGCUCUGAAUGCAUGCACCAACACACGGCACUGAGGAACCUUCCACAGAGAAAAACACUACAUCCAGUCAUCUUUUUUUUUUUUUUUUUAACCGAAGACAAACUCAAACUUCCCUCAGUUUCUGCUGACGGGAAGAAAAACGUCAAAGAAACAAAAAGUCUCCUUCAAAGCUGCUCGAGUUCUCCUUUUUUCUGUUGUGCAUAAGUGAUAUUGUUGUUUUAUUCUGUAUUAGCUGAAGUUCACAAGAGGUCUAAAGUAUGUAAUAAUGUAUUGAAGGAACAUUUUUAAAGAGGCGCUCCUUUAUAACAGAGAGAAGAUGAAGCCAGGUUCAGGAAGGGGCUGUUUCUAUAUUUUGAUAAUGUGUGAAUAUGAACUGGAGCGGAAUGAAAGGAAGAGAAAAAUAAACAAGUUGCUGAAUCAUCUGCAACAAAACAGA
Oryzias melastigma (Indian medaka) is the source of this 2593-nucleotide messenger RNA. It is a transcript of the gene fzr1b, whose product is annotated as fizzy/cell division cycle 20 related 1b. Gene Ontology annotation, molecular function: anaphase-promoting complex binding; ubiquitin ligase activator activity; protein binding. Gene Ontology annotation, cellular component: anaphase-promoting complex. Bases 665 to 2128 code for a protein of 487 amino acids. The record is from RefSeq and is a predicted model, not a curated record. The transcript is spliced from 13 exons. Lineage: Eukaryota; Metazoa; Chordata; Actinopteri; Beloniformes; Adrianichthyidae. Gene Ontology annotation, biological process: positive regulation of anaphase-promoting complex-dependent catabolic process; anaphase-promoting complex-dependent catabolic process; positive regulation of ubiquitin protein ligase activity.